CAACAAGAUGUCAGAUAUCCAAAAGAACACCGAAGAGCUUGAUAAAAUCAGCAUUUCAGCUUACGGGAAGGCCCGAGCCUCCGUUAACGAAAACCCUCUUAGCAAUGAAGAAGUACAAAAAAUCGACGAGUAUUUCCAUGCGACUCUAUACCUUUGCUUGGGAAUGAUAUAUCUGAGGGAGAAUCCGCUUCUUCGCGAGCCUCUCAAGAUUGAACACAUCAAACGCCGACUGCUGGGUCAUUGGGGCUCUGAUGCCGGUCAGAGCUUUGCGUAUAUUCACAUGAACCGAUUGAUCAAAAAGUACGAUCUUGAUGCUUUCUUCAUCUCGGGGCCAGGCCACGGCGCGCCCGCAAUCCUGUCAAACUCUUACCUGGAAGGCGUUUACUCUGAGGUUUACCCAAACAAGAGCGAGGAUUCGGAUGGGAUGAGACGCUUUUUUAAAGAAUUCUCUUUCCCCGGUGGAAUUGGAUCGCAUGCCACUCCAGAGACUCCAGGAUCAAUCCAUGAAGGCGGGGAGCUUGGAUAUUCCAUCUCUCAUGCUUUUGGCGCGGUCUUCGACUAUCCCAAUCUAAUCGCCGUGACGAUGGUCGGCGAUGGAGAAGCUGAGACAGGUCCCCUUGCAACAAGUUGGCACUCUAACAAAUUUCUGAAUCCUAAAACAGAUGGCGCCGUUCUUCCUAUUCUUCACCUUAACGGCUAUAAGAUCAACAAUCCAACAUUACUCUCGCGCAUCAGCCAUAAAGAGUUGGAGGCUCUGUUCGUCGGAUACGGAUGGACACCUUAUUUCGUCGAGGGGAGUGAUCAGCCUAGCAUGCACCAGGCCAUGGCAAGCACCAUGGAGCGCUGUAUUACAGAGAUCAGAGACAUCCAAAAGAAAGCUCGAGAUUCUGGAAAAGCUUACCGCCCGCGCUGGCCCAUGAUUGUGCUCCGCACGCCAAAGGGCUGGACAGGCCCGCGAAAACUAGACGAUCAUUUCUUGGAGGGUUUCUGGAGGUCACACCAAGUCCCCAUCACUGACGUUUUGGGUAACAAAUCCAGCCUGCAAAAGUUGGAAGAAUGGAUGAAGAGCUAUCAGCCAGACAAACUAUUCGAUGAAGCUGGUGCUUUGAGAUCAGACCUCAAGGACCUAGCGCCCCAGGGGAAGAGGCGAAUGAGCGCAAAUCCCGUUACCAAUGGUGGCGCCCUUACUCACAAGCUCCACCUUCCCGACUGGCGGGAAUAUACGGUGGAGGUGCAGAAUGGAGGAAAGCAAUUGCUUGGGAGUAUGCAGCAGUUUGCAAGUUAUCUCAGAGAUGUCGUUGAGAAGAACCCUACUCAGUUCCGGGUCUUUGGCCCUGAUGAGACUCAGUCCAACAAACUUGGAACGAUUUAUGAGGCUGGAAAAAAGGUGUGGCUGGGAGACUAUCUCGAAGAGGACAAGGACGGAGGCAACCUUGCUUAUGAAGGUAGGGUUAUGGAGAUGCUAUCUGAGCACACUUGCGAGGGAUGGUUGGAAGGUUAUGUUCUCUCUGGUCGGCACGGCCUGUUGAACAGUUAUGAGCCCUUUAUCCACAUCAUCGAUUCUAUGGUCAACCAACAUUGCAAGUGGUUGGAGAAGUGCCUCGAGGUAGAAUGGAGAGUGAAGGUUCCCUCGCUCAACAUCCUGCUCACUUCUACUGUUUGGAGACAAGACCACAAUGGCUUCACCCACCAGGACCCUGGAUUCCUAGACGUAGUCUGCAACAAAAGUCCGGAAGUGGUCCGGAUAUACCUGCCGCCCGACGCGAAUUGUUUGCUAUCUACUAUGGAUCACUGUUUCCGAAGCCAAAGCUACGUAAAUGUGAUCGUGGCGGAUAAGCAAGAGCAUUUGCAAUUCCUAGACAAGGAGCAGGCCAUCGCACACUGCACUAAAGGUGUCGGAAUCUGGGACUUCGCCAGCAACGAUCAAGGUGAAGAACCGGACGUUGUCAUGGCUUCAUGCGGCGACGUCGUCACUCAGGAAGCUUUGGCUGCAACAGCCUUACUUCGUGAACACCUGGCCGACCUCAAAAUUCGAUUCGUCAACGUGGUUGAUCUCUUCAAACUCAUUCCCGACAUUGAUCAUCCACAUGGUAUGUCAGACCGAGAAUUCAAGAGCAUCUUCACCGAAGAUAAGCCUUGCAUUUUCAACUUCCACUCGUACCCCUGGUUGAUCCACCGCCUUACCUAUCGACGCAAAGGUCAGCACAAUCUCCAUGUUAAAGGCUACAGGGAGAAGGGCAACAUCGACACUCCUCUUGAGUUGGCGAUCCGAAAUGGCGCUGAUCGGUUCUCCUUGGCGAUCGAUGCUAUUGACCAGAUACCACACUUAGGCAACAAGGGUACAUCUGCCCGAGAGGCGCUGCUGAACCAACAGAUCAAGGCCAGAAAUUAUUCUUAUCACGAGGGUGUGGACUUGGAGGAGAUGACAAACUGGGUCUGGCCGUAUUGA
Molecule: messenger RNA, 2449 nt
Organism: Periconia digitata
Lineage: Eukaryota; Fungi; Ascomycota; Dothideomycetes; Pleosporales; Periconiaceae
Source: the annotation of a GenBank genome assembly